AUGGCGUCAUCUGAGCCAUUCCCUAUUCUCAAUACUUCGGCCGACCAGUUACAUUCAGCGGCCGACCACGGAAAUGCCCGUCGACGUAGAAAGUCGAGCGGACUAGGCGCUGACCUUAUGGUGGGAGACACUGGCGCACCUAGCUUGCACGAUAGUCUCGCAAACCUGCAGGGCACAUCACCCACCGCCGACUCAGCUUCCCAAGGCCAAAACACAGGAUCGGAUAGCAAGGAAGUGUCUAAGAAGGGAUAUAAGCGACGUAAAGCUCGCUCCUUUUUGCGCCGCUGCAAGCACUAUGCCAUCAAGCACACGUGGGUUUUACCUUUGGUUGUCUUAGCUAUAUUCCUAUCAUUGUUCGCUAUAAAUCCGACAGAAUCGAAUCCCAUCUACCAUUUCAUCUUCCUGUCCUACAAGCUUCCCCUCGAAGCAGGUGCUGACCCUAGCACACCCGCCCAAUAUGGCAAGGGUCCAUGGGAUAUCGCUUUGGUGUGCUUCUAUGCUAUUGUUCUCUCCUUUACUCGUGAGUUCAUCAUGCAAGAGCUCCUUCGACCCCUUGCUAGGUUUGCUGGUUUGAAGUCCCGUGGGAAGCAAGCCCGUUUUAUGGAACAGAUGUACACCGCCGUCUAUUUUGGCGUUUUGGGACCCUCAGGCAUGUACGUCAUGAGCCACACUCCGGUUUGGUAUUUCAACACCCGCGGCAUGUACGAAGACUUCCCCCACAAGACGCACGAGGCCGACUUCAAGUUCUACUACCUAUUUCAGGCCGCCUACUGGGCCCAGCAGGCUAUCGUACUAUUGCUUGGCAUGGAGAAGCCCCGCAAGGAUUACAAGGAGCUCGUUGGCCACCAUAUCGUCAGUUUGGCGCUUAUAGCACUCAGCUACCGCUUUCACUUUACCUAUAUGGGCCUUGCUGUCUACAUCACUCACGAUAUUAGUGACUUCUUCCUCGCUACCUCGAAAACUCUUAAUUAUAUCGAUCAUCCCCUAGUAGGACCCUACUUCUUCAUUUUCAUGUGUAGCUGGACCUAUCUACGCCACUACCUCAACCUUCGGAUCCUAUAUUCGCUAUUCACCGAGUUUCAGACAGUAGGACCCUAUGAGCUGAACUGGGAAACUGGGCAAUACAAAUGCGAUCUAGCCUUCUGGAUCACCCUGACUCUCCUCUCGUCUCUCCAAGCUCUCAACCUCUUCUGGCUAUUUUUCAUCGUUAGGAUUGCCUAUCGCUUCGUUGUUUACAGUAAAGCCGACGAUGACCGGUCUGAAGCCGAGGACUCCGAUAUGGAGGAAGAGCAGGAGAAGCAAGAAAAGAGUACCGAGGCAACGCCGUUGCUUAAUGGUAGUAAUGGCGGCACAAAUGGCAACGCAAAUGGUGCGCUUAAGGCUCGAGCAAAUGGAGCAGCAUCAUCGCUAUUGGAUAAAUCUGCCCAAUAG
Hypoxylon fragiforme is the source of this 1431-nucleotide messenger RNA. Its product is annotated as longevity assurance proteins LAG1/LAC1. Gene Ontology annotation, biological process: ceramide biosynthetic process. Lineage: Eukaryota; Fungi; Ascomycota; Sordariomycetes; Xylariales; Hypoxylaceae. Gene Ontology annotation, cellular component: membrane. The transcript is spliced from 2 exons. The record is from RefSeq and is a predicted model, not a curated record. The coding region runs from base 1 to 1431 and encodes 476 amino acids. Gene Ontology annotation, molecular function: sphingosine N-acyltransferase activity.